Molecule: messenger RNA, 1759 nt
Organism: Wasmannia auropunctata (little fire ant)
Lineage: Eukaryota; Metazoa; Arthropoda; Insecta; Hymenoptera; Formicidae
Exons: 5
Coding region: 165-1604 (479 amino acids)
Source: RefSeq, a predicted model, not a curated record
AUUUAUUUGAAAUACAAAAUACAAAAUACAAAAUACAAAUUGUAUUUCAAAUACUGUAUUUGAAAUAUGCCCAGCCCUGUAUACAAACUAUAUGAGUACAUAAUUUGUAUACAUACGGUGCAACAUAUACAAACUAUAAACUCAGAAUUAUUCGUUUGCUUUCAAUGAAAUUAUAUGAAAAUGUUACAAGGUACACGAUAAGUAUCGGUUCUGGCAAGAUACCAAUAGACUCGCAGGUCAGUAAACAGGAACAGAAAGCACAGAACAAACGAAGACAGAAAGUGUUGAGAGGCAAUGUUGUGGGUGACAAUCUCUACAGCGGCAAGUGGCUACACACCACUCUGCUGUCUCUAUGUGAGGUCUAUAAGAAACAUUGGACGCCAGAGCUAGAGGAUGACCUUUGCGUUUUGUGGUAUUUAAGUGAGGAAAAAGAAAUGGUGUCGUAUCUUGUGUCGCACGAUUUUCUUACGAUAGCCAUGAACAUGCUAAUGAUUCCUGGCCAUCCACGGCUAAUGAUUCCUGACAAUCCACGAUUGACUGAGAUAAUUUUGGGUAUCAUUGACAACUUGAGCAAUAAUGAAGAAAUCGUCGAUAAAAUAGGCUGCAAUCGAGAACUACCUCCAAUGAUCCUAAGCUAUUUAAAAUCCAACGACUCGUUAAUAUUGAUUCAACUCCUCAAGAUCUUACAGUCGGUUGUACGGAAAAUCAGGCAAGAUUCUCAAUCAUAUUGGGUGGACCAUCUUACGGAAUGCUAUUUUUUUGAGGAAUCCAUGAUCUCCAUAUUAGAGAGUUCUAAUUAUGACUUGCACGUAAAAAAGACCGCAAUAAGUUUGCUUGAAUCUAUGUCUCAUUGUCACUGCACAAGGAUGCGGUACGAGAACAGUAAAAUAUCUCUCCUCGAGAGAUUUUUUAGAACAGACACCUUGUUUCACGCCCUGUUGGAAUCGUUUACGUCGUUUAUGCCUUAUGUAAUACGCCCGGGAAAGAAGAGUCACUCCCAAUUGACGUUCGUCGAUCAUUGGCUGACGAUGCUGGCUGCCGUAAUGGGGUGUGGUUCUGGUCUUAAAUUCUACUAUGACUAUGAGAAUGACGAGACGUUUAGGAAGUUGAUGGAAAUUAUAUUCACGAUAUUGAAAUUGUACGAAGACAAUGAGGAUAAUUUAUAUCCAGUCCAGCAACAGAGUGCCAACAUAAUUUGCGAUGCUGUGUGCGUAUUGCACGUUUUACGUCGUGACAGCAUGAAUGUCCCAGUAAGAAUAGAUCGUGUUGUAGCGGAACUAAUUUUUUCCCUUGAAACAGUUUCAGGAAAAAGAUUGACAGAGAAAAAAAAAAUGGAUCCAGGUGGACUGAGAUUCAAGCCUAUACGUUGUAUGUUUAGAUAUUGGUUGAAAAUAAUUGAACUCUUUACCAGCGAGCAGAUUGUGGAAAUAUUGAGUGUAUGUGAAUGCAAGGUUCGUGAACAUCUACUAUGUCUUUCGCAGUCUGAAAUGACACCUGCGAUGAUUGACAAAGUGGAGAAGGUUACGUUAAUAUUCUUGAAAAAUGCGCGAUUGAAAAACCUUAAAAAAGACGAUGAACCUUUAUGUAAUACAUUAAAAAUAUAAAUUUUUAAUUUUGCAAAAUAUUUUGUAAAUGUUUAAUAGUUAUAAAGACAUAUAUGAAUAACAUUAAGUACAAAAUUGUAAUUACUUGAUUAUCAGCUUUGAUGUAAAUGUAUCAUAAUUGUACAUAUAAAGAUCUGAUCUAAUUGCACGUUUAA